Messenger RNA from Aspergillus terreus NIH2624, 2136 nucleotides. RefSeq lists its product as uncharacterized. Bases 1 to 2136 code for a protein of 711 amino acids. Gene Ontology annotation, molecular function: histone deacetylase binding. Gene Ontology annotation, biological process: negative regulation of transcription by RNA polymerase II. The record is from RefSeq and is a predicted model, not a curated record. The transcript has 3 exons. Gene Ontology annotation, cellular component: Sin3-type complex. NCBI's taxonomy places the organism in Eukaryota, Fungi, Ascomycota, Eurotiomycetes, Eurotiales, Aspergillaceae.
AUGGAGGUGGCCGAGAGCACAGAAGGCACCUCGGUUGGUCCGUCCACCGGGGUGGAUUCAACUCUCUCCAAUGGCGCACAAAAUCUUCUCUUCGACCAUCCUUCUCUGAUCGACGACGAUGGCCGAUCGAGUAGCUUGAGUGAAAUCGAUGAUAUGCCUUCCGACUAUGAGUCCCCCAAACCCGAGAAACUGGCGGAAAAUGACUCGGAGGCGGAAACGGAGCGCAUUGAGGAUUCCCCCAACCGCUUCCGCCCCGGGGCAACAAACAUUGUCGUGAGUUCGACUGGCGUCAACCCCAGUCCAAGCAAACUCGCCCAGUCAACCACCUAUGAUGACGUGGAAGACGAUGAGGAACAACUGGGAGACGAUUCCCCUAGCAAACCUCGAUCCAAAAACCCUCGAGCCACCGACGCCGCCGACGAGACCCCCGGCCUUGACGACUCCGCACUUUCCGAGGGUAUGGGGAAGAAAAGGAAACGGUUAGGGUCUGGCGACGAUGCAGGAACAGAGAUGGACGACGAAGAUGGGCCCCCUCAGAAGCGGCGCGGUUCCCUCCGGAGUGAGCUGAGCGACCCGCCGGCAGAAGACAUCACUCUCACGCCUGAGCCCAUGGAAGAAGAACCUUCCAAGGCUAAUGAAGAGGAAACACCCGCUGACGAUGUCCCUGAAUCCGAUCAUCCUGCCCCGCCCGCGAAGGGCAAAAAGAGCAAGAAGAGCAAGCGAAAAGUACGAAAACCUCGAGAUGCCGAUGAAGACGUGGAAGGCACCGCAGACACCGGGGCAGAAGGCGGCCCCGAUGAUCAGGCUGGGGACGACGAUACUGCAGAACGCGACGACGCCGACGACGCCGAAGCCGCCGCCAAGCUCGAGGAAGAAUGUAUGUUUUCACCCGUUGCUGCAUCUUCAAAUGUAUCUGACACUCGCACAGCAGCGAAACGGAUCUCCGCCAUGGAAUCCCUCUCCGUUCUUGAGAGAGAGUUUGCGACACUCCGCGACAAAAUCUACGACGAGCGAAUCUCCAAACUCAAUCGCGAACUGGAAAUGCUGAACGGACCCAACCCCACCCACCCCGAAUACCUACAGAACCUCGAGGUGAUCAAGCGCCAUCGUGACGCUAAGAUCAACUACGAACACACGCUGUUCCAGUACCGGAUCAAGGCUCUGAUGAACAAGAGUCUAGCCGAACGGGCGCAACUCCAUAGCACAUACUUUCAACGAGUCCGCGACAUUCGCGAGAAACACUCGAGCUCCAUCAGCAAACAGUUUUACGCCAUCCAGCAUGACCGCUUCAAGACAGACGAACUGAGUCCCCAACAUUAUAUUCCCUUUCCUACGCGCCGCUCGCAACAGAUCGCACAGCAGACGGCUUACAACCAGGAGGUGUCCAUCAUGGCUGGCGUGGCAAAAUACGUGGGCUUUCCAGCUGCGCCUUCACUAUCCGCCGCACGGCCGUCCGAGCUCGAAGAUGACUUGGAGAAGAUGGGCAUAUCCGUUGAGACCCGAGCACCGGCCUCCCAAUCGCAAGCAGCGCUCCCCCGCGGCGCUAUGCCCGCAAUGUCUUCGAGUGUCUAUCGGACCGCUGCGGAGGAGGCUUUCCUUGAACAAACGCCAUGGGCAAACCCACAACAUCCGAUCCACCAGCAACAGCAGCGACCUCCCAGUCAAGUUUAUGAGAAUCCACGAGCGCCAGCAUACACAACACCUGCCGCUCAGAAACGGGUUGUGGAUGUGAACGCGCCGAAUGGGUCGGCCUCCACCAUCGCCGAGAACUCUUCCGCGAACAAUACCCCCUACGACCAGGAGCAACCAUCCCAAAACUUAGGGCCAUUCGCCAACCCCGACUACGGCGCAGACCGAAGGUCAGGUUUUCGAUCCUUGAGCUCCUCGCCGCUCGACAUGCGGAAGCCCCAUCCCGCUGCGUACCAUGGGCUGGACCACCGCUCACCGCAAGGGGGCCUCCGAAACGCCGCCAAUGCUUAUUCUCCGCCUCCCGCCCGGCUGGGUCUCUUCCACACGUCCGCCGCGAAGCGGGAAUCGUCACCACCGCUGUCUUCUUCGAAACCUGUAAAUCCCCUUCAUCACCAGUCGAGCGGGCUACUCGGCGGGGCUGGGUCCAACCAAAUGGCAGCUCGAUAG